Toxotes jaculatrix (banded archerfish) is the source of this 2020-nucleotide messenger RNA. RefSeq names its product segment polarity protein dishevelled homolog DVL-3. Gene Ontology annotation, cellular component: cytosol. NCBI's taxonomy places the organism in Eukaryota, Metazoa, Chordata, Actinopteri, Toxotidae. Bases 1 to 1971 code for a protein of 656 amino acids. Gene Ontology annotation, biological process: canonical Wnt signaling pathway; intracellular signal transduction. Gene Ontology annotation, molecular function: frizzled binding. The record is from RefSeq and is a predicted model, not a curated record. The transcript is spliced from 15 exons.
AUGGGGGACAGCAUGGCGGAGGGGACCCGGGUCAUCUACCACCUGGAGGACCAGGAGACCCCCUACCUGAUCCGGAUCAACGUGCCCCCGCAGCGCGUCACCCUGGCGGACUUCAAACAGGUGCUGAACAAACCCAACGUCAAAUUCUUCUUCAAGUCCGUGGACGACGACUUCGGGGUUGUGAAAGAGGAGAUCAGUGAUGACGAUGCCAGGCUGCCCUUUGUGAAUGGACGAGUCGUCUGCUGGGUGGUGUCCUCAGACACCUGUCAGUCAGAUUUCAGGGGGUCAGACAUUCAGUCAGUGUCCACGCCCACCAGCCUGGCCCCGCCCCCCACAGAAAGGACAGGUGGGAUCGGAGACUCCAGACCUCCGUCCUUCCACGCUGCAGCUGUCAGCGGCCACGAUGCACUCCAGGGGUCAGAGGUCAAACCUGCCGCUUCGCCUUCAGAGAGGAGAGAGAGAGACGCGAGUGGGCAUCUGAACGGCCACGCCCACGCCCACCGACCGGCUGAGCAGAAUGGGGCGGGGCCAACAGGGGCAGGUGACAGCUUGUCGAACCAACAGAGCAGCGAGUUAGAGACGACCAGUUUCUGCUCAUCUGAGGAAGACUCAGGAGGAAGGUUCAGCCAAUCAACAGAGCAGAGCAGCUCCACGCCGCGACUCGUCAGGCGACAGCGCCGCCGCCACCGAAAACCCAAAAACCCGCGGAUGGAGAGGUCUGUGUCUUUCAGCAGUGUCACUGACUCCACCAUGUCGCUCAACAUCAUCACUGUCACUCUGAACAUGGAGAGGUAUAACUUCCUGGGGAUCAGUAUUGUUGGUCAGAGUAACGACAGAGGCGAUGGAGGCAUUUACAUCGGCUCCAUCAUGAAGGGAGGAGCGGUGGCAGCAGAUGGACGCAUCGAGCCGGGAGACAUGUUACUGCAGGUGAAUGACAUCAACUUUGAAAACAUGAGUAAUGACGACGCUGUCCGAGUCCUGAGGGAGAUCGUCCACAAACCAGGUCCGGUGACAUUAACUGUGGCAAAGUGUUGGGAUCCAAACCCAAGAGGCUGCUUCAUGUUGCCCAGAAGUGAACCGGUCCGUCCCAUCGACCCUGCUGCCUGGGUGUCUCACACCGCCGCCAUGACAGGGAGGCUCCUCCCACACUACGGUGUCCAUGAAGAAAACCAUCUCACUAUCCACAGCGACGUCACAGCUGUUGUCAAGGCGAUGGCCAAUCCGGAGUCAGGCCUGGAGGUUCGGGACAGGAUGUGGCUGAAGAUCACCAUCCCCAAUGCCUUCAUCGGUUCAGACGUGGUGGACUGGCUCCACCGUAACGUGGAAGGCUUCACAGACCGCCGUGAAGCCCGGAAGUAUGCAGGAAACCUGCUGAAGGCCGGAUACAUCCGACACACCGUCAACAAGGUCACCUUCUCUGAGCAGUGCUACUAUGUGUUCGGCGACCUCUGUGGAGAUCUGGGUAUGAUGUCCCUGCUGGACCACGAAGGGGCCUCCAGCCGAGGAGGAGGAUCAGACUGUGACCCGCUGGCUGCAGCUUCAAGCCCCCAGUGGGCUCCAGCCUUCCCCUACCAGUACCCCGUGCCUCACCCCUACAGCUCUUCUCACCCCCUUCAGCAGCUGCCGGCCUGGACAGGGGGAGGAGGAGGAAGUCAGCACAGUGAAGGAAGUCGCAGCAGCGGAUCAAAUUGUAGUGAUGGUCAGAAGGAGGGAGGACAAGGAGGCAGCCAGUCAGAGCCCACCAAACACCUAGCGAUGGAGUUCCCUGGCGAUGACGGCACCCGGCGACCCCCGAACUCCAUCUCUGGUCUCCACAGUAAUAAAGACUUAAAGGACCCCCCAUCGACUCUCUCGCCGUCUCCGGGUCAGCAUCAAGACCUUUCCUCAGUCCCACCGGAAAUAUCCGCCUCCAGACAGUCCUUCCACCUGGCCAUGGGAAACCCCAGUGAUUUCUUUGUGGAUGUCAUGUGACCUCCGGUGUGGUGAGGAUGUUAUACCAGGUGAUGUCAGGGUGGGACCU